Mytilus californianus (California mussel) is the source of this 1519-nucleotide messenger RNA. Its product is annotated as prion-like-(Q/N-rich) domain-bearing protein 25. Gene Ontology annotation, molecular function: protein binding. The record is from RefSeq and is a predicted model, not a curated record. NCBI's taxonomy places the organism in Eukaryota, Metazoa, Mollusca, Bivalvia, Mytilida, Mytilidae. The transcript is spliced from 10 exons. Bases 66 to 1490 code for a protein of 474 amino acids.
UCAUUAAUAGCAUAUUUUCUUUAUAAACGUACUUACUUUAAAAUUAAAGCAUAUAAGCAGUCAAAAUGAUACCGUCAUAUAAUGUACAGUUAUUUUUCCUGCUCUGGAUGAAGGCAUUUGGAGAGACACUGACAAUUAGUUCUACGGAAAAUAGUACCGACUUCGAUUCUGUGACACUUGCAGGACAAACCAUCAAUUCUUCGUGUGAGACUACAUAUCAAUGUAGUGGGAAAAUGGUUUGCUUCAAUGGACAGUGUCAGUGUAGUGAAAACCACAUCUGGAAUGGCACAAACUGCAUUGAAGAAAAAACUUUUAACUCAAAAUGUAAGCACACAACAGAAUGCGAGACAACAUUGUUCUGUAUAUAUGGUACAUGUCAAUGUGCACACAUGCACUUUUGGAAUGGGAAUAUCUGCUUGCCUAAAAAGACAGCGAAUGACACUUGUACGAAUUCAAAUGAAUGUGGCGGAAAACUUCUGUGCGAAGAUGGAGUCUGUCAAUGUCAUGACGAUUUAUUUUGGAAUGGAAACACGUGUAUAUUUAAAAAAUUCGAAGGUCAGUCCUGCAGUUCUUCUAUCGAAUGUGCAGAAAAUCUGGAAUGUAGCAGGUUUGUUUGUCGGUGUUCAGAAUCUGAAUACUGGGACAACUUCAAAUGCUCUACAAGAAAAACUGUAAACGAUGCAUGUAUGAUAGAGGCGGAGUGCGGAACCUCUUUACACUGUGCUAGGAGUAUAUGUCAGUGUGCAUCGUCCGACUACUGGACAGGAGCAACAUGUUCUCUAAAAAAAGAUGAGAAUUCCCUUUGUGACUCACCAUUUGAAUGUAAAGCAACAUUACAAUGCAGGGAUAAACACUGUGUUUGCUGUGAACAGGAUUUCUGGAAUGGACAGUUCUGUGAGACAAAAAGAAAUAUAACUUUCCAAUGCCAAGAAUCAGUCCAAUGUAUAGACACACUGCAUUGUAUUAGAGGGACCUGUCAGUGUGAUGUAACUGAAUAUUGGACAGAAACAGCAUGUGCAAAAAAAAGCAAUCUGUUUGAAGAUCUCCGCAAUAUGAUGAGGAAUGUCACAGGAUUAGUUGCAGGUUUUGGAGUUUCCAGAAAAGAUAUCCCUGCAUUUUCAGCUUCUCUUUCUGGUCCAAAAACCUUUAGCAAAAAUGAAAACAUAAAGUUUGACACAGUGUGGUCAAAUGUAAGAAACGGUUAUAAUGCAACCAGUGGAAUUUUCACUGCUCCUCAGGCCGGUGUUUACCAAUUUUCUAGCACAUUAAUGAGAACUGGAAAUGCAAUUCGAGUUCACCUUUGGAAAAAUGAGAUGAGAAUUGUGUCAAUCUAUGCAGGUGCUUCAGAUACACAGCCUGGUUCACUCAACACAGUGUUACAGCUACAUAUGGGGGACAGAGUAUCCUUACGUAAUGCCGCGAAUCAACAAAUUUACAGUGAAUCUGGAAGUCAUUUUAGUAUGUUUUCUGGAUUCAUGAUUUCAAAUUAAACUGGUAUCUUGUAUGAUACUCAACAGUU